AGAGACGAGAGAGAGAGAGAGAGAGACGAGAGAGUGAGACAGAGAGAGAAGACUGGUCGUCCGAAUUUCAAGUGAAACGAACAUUGGCCAGUUCGUGAUGGAACCUAAGUGAUCAUACGAUCUGCUAGAAAUAGCAGCCAAAUUACGCUAUAAUCCCAAACUUUGCCGACUUAUGGAGGUACACCAUUAAAUAAUAUAAUGUUAAAUAUCCACUGUUAAACAGACCAAACAAACAAGAUGGUCACGGAUGGAGUGCAUUAAGCAGACGGAACCCUGUCGCUUUUCCCAUGAUGCCUGCCACUUCCGUUCGAACUGUUCGUCUCUCUUCUCUGAAGAGUUGCACUUUGGAAGUGAAGAGGAGGAAUCCGACUCUCAACUUCCUCAAAACAACAAACACCACACGAAGUCAAUUAAGAACUUUAAGUCGCCUUUUAUAAUUAAUCGUCUGGCUUAAUUAGUUUAUUAUCGUCAUAAUAACUUCGUCUUCGAUUGGAAAAUUCGCUGGAAUUAUCGAUUAUUGAAGAGAAACCCACCUCCAGGAAUCUCAACCAAAACAUAAAACGGAUCUUUAAAUCUAAAUAACAACUCUUGUCUCAACACUCGGAUUAUUUAAUUAACCAGGUUCAAUUUUAAACAGUUUUAUUUUGUAAAUGUGACGGAGUAAACGGAUUUAUUGUGUUUCAUUUUCUAAAAAAAAAAAAGGGCAGAAUCGAAGGAAAUAUUUAAAAAUUACAGAAAUCUUCCAAAGUGUAUCAGAAACGACUGGUAAAAUAUUUUUUGAAUAAUCACCAUCAAUCAACCAAGUAAUCAAUCAAUUAUGGUCCGUAAAAAGUUCGAUCGAACAGUUGUGAAAAAAUGUCCAAAAUGUGAGGAACAAGUACCUGUUGCUUGUAAAUUUUGUACCUGUGGACACCCGUUCGCUUCUCGGAAUAAAUUGCUUUUAAAAGAAGAAGCUGAGGAGGCGAUGGGACAUUUGGAUCGCCCAGAUAUAAAUAAGGACGAAGAAUCACCAACGGACCGUCUGAGGCGACCCAGAAGGUUGAGUCGCGACAAACCUACCUAUUAUGUGAUUACUGAGCUGAAUCGUCAGGUGAAGAGAGCCCGACAAAAGGUGAAACCGGCGAUUACCACUGAUGUGGGCGCUGUAGGUGAAUUGGUUAUACCCAAGAAGAAGAAACGAGGGCGACCUCGAGGUUCGGGUUCAAGGAAUAAACCGAAACGGAAGGCGAUUCUUAAACAACAGGCACCACUGCAACUUCAACAACCGAAACAGGAACCGUUGAUUCUUCAACUCCCCAAACAAGAACGUCUGGAAUCUUUGGAACAAGAUUCACCCCAAGCAACAUCGCCGUCUUCAUCGUCAUCUUCUUCUUCAUCGCCACACACACCACCGUCUCAGAGUUAUUACCAUCAACUCCAAGAAAUGGAAUUUUCUGACACCAAACUAACCACAAGCCCCACUCCUUCCCUCAGCAUCGCCACCUCUUCAGGGAUCGACAGAAAAUUGAACCUGAGCAGCUCCUGUUCUGCGGCCAGCAAUAAUUUCGGUAAUAAUUCUAACCCGACGGCUGCCACUGCCUCCGCCAACCCCAGCAGCACGGGGGAAAUCUCCAUCAAAAUUGAUAACCGAACUUCUUUCUCUGCCACAACACCAUCGCCACCAUUAUCAUCAUCAUCAUCAACAUCAUCAAUAUCAUUGUCAGCAACGGCAGCAGCAAACAUCGGCCCCACGAGCAGUAAAAACAAAGGCGGCACCUCCACCGCUGCCGCCGCCUCCGCCACUAUUUCUUCAUCAAGCGGCGGCACCAACAGCAAGAACAACAACAGCAAUAAUAACAACAGCAACAACAACAGCAGCCAGAACAACAGCAGCAGCAAUCUGCUGCUCAUUAACAAUGCUCUGCACAGUAAGGACAACAACAACAGCAACAGCAGCAUCAACAGCGUGAGCAGCAGCAGCAACAGCACCAUCACCACCAAUUACGGCACCAAAAACAUUUCCAACAGCGAUAGCAACAGCAACAGUGUUUCUAUUAGCAACAUUAACAACAACAACAACAACAAUAGCAACAACUGCAAUAACAACAACAACAACAGCAGUUGUAGUAGUAGUAGUAAUAACAAUAAUAAUAAUAAUAAUGGUACCAGUAAUAAUAACGGGGGAGAAAAAGACAUGUAUUCUAACAUCUCACCUGAGAAGGCUUUACAGUUUUAUGCAAUUUUGGCGGAUUUGAACCGAAAAAUCAUUUCACAAUCAUUUAAACCUUGGUGAAACGUUUUGGCAUUCAUUGUUUAUAAUAUAUACAUCUUCACAAAACACACACACAUACACUAUAUAUAUAUAUACAUACAUACAUAUAUAUAU
Octopus sinensis (East Asian common octopus) is the source of this 2365-nucleotide messenger RNA. RefSeq names its product probable serine/threonine-protein kinase tsuA. The transcript has a single exon. Bases 818 to 2272 code for a protein of 484 amino acids. Lineage: Eukaryota; Metazoa; Mollusca; Cephalopoda; Octopoda; Octopodidae. The record is from RefSeq and is a predicted model, not a curated record.